Molecule: messenger RNA, 2320 nt
Organism: Pseudophryne corroboree (corroboree frog)
Lineage: Eukaryota; Metazoa; Chordata; Amphibia; Anura; Myobatrachidae
Gene: C2HXorf58
Product: chromosome 2 CXorf58 homolog
Exons: 10
Coding region: 101-1414 (437 amino acids)
Molecular function (GO): protein binding
Source: RefSeq, a predicted model, not a curated record
ACGCACAAGCCCCAGCAACACACCGGCGACGGCGGAUCGCGUGGGACAAAACAUUUACAAGCGCAAGGCAUAACCCCGUGCGAUCGGGUCUGAACAGCGCAUGAGUGUGGCCCGCAAUGCGCAGGCGCGUCGGCCGCCGCCGGGCAGUAACGAAGAAAGCGAUCACACCGGCGAUCGCAAGAAGAUUGUCAGGCAGAAGGUGUUCGUGGGCGGCAACUCACCGUUUUCAGGGAGUGUCCGGAAAAACGCAGGCGUGCUCAGCUGUUCCGGAGGAGGAUUCCUGACGUCACUACCUGUCCGGAUCAUCGCUGCGGCUGAGUUUAUAGAUUUAUCUGGAAUGUCAAGCACAUCAAUAUCGAUCAGUAUUCCUGCCAGUGCCUCUAUAGAAUCACCACCAACAACAAAAGAUCAUGUUAAAGCCAAGCAAUCGCUAAUGAUACAUAAACUUGAUAUAGGAGUUGCUGCUAUCCGCAUUCAAAGAGCAUGGAGGUGCCACCACAACAGACAGCUUUUCAAGCUCCUUAAACAUGCUGCCCGAGCCGCUGAAACAUGUGCUACAUAUGGGAUUCUGAAGAAAGUGAGCCCCCUGGAAGCAGAACUGUUAAAAGAUCCAGGGAUGCGGUGUAAAGUAAGAUUCAGAUUUGCUGGUUAUGAGUUCCCACCAUUUAUUGUGUUUAAGAUCUUCCACUGUUCAGGUGGCCACGGCAGCCGAUACAUCAGCGGGAAGAGAAUAAUUAACCCUUCAAGUGAGGCUGCAACCGACGCUUGCAAGUUGAUGGGACACCGUGCAUAUUAUGAGCAAUUAAUUUGUGAUCAACUAGAGUAUCAGAAGCACAGAAUAACAGACGUUGUGGAUGUGGCAACAUUCAAAGAUUAUAUGCAGUAUAUAAGUCACCUUGAUGAAACGCCAGCACAUCGUGGAGGACGGGAUAACUGCUGGAGAAGGCUGUCGCUGAAAAAUAUGCCAAGGACAACGAUUAUGUAUGACAUAGUGGACUAUGCAGAGUCUGGAACUGUAUCUGAGAGGCUGAAGGAAGAAAUGAAGCUGCUUCUUCAGAUACCUGGAACGGAAGAUGUGCAGCGCAAGCAGCUCAGCGCUGUUACACAGAUCAGAUCCCCAGUGCCGCCUCCAUCAUCCGCUAUUACCACCUACCUCUCAUCACGCUACUCUACAGCUCCAAGAUCUACAUCCCGACGAUCACAAAAGGCUCAUCAUAAAGUAGCAAAAAUGAAGAGACUGUAUGGCCUAGGGAAAGACAGGCAGGAUGACACGGAUAACACCACAGAUGCCGACCGCCAACCAUUCUCAGAGAGAAAAGCUGCAUCGUACCAGGUUGUGUUCUCUGACGAUGACUGGGAUGAAGAAGCAGAAAAGCUGUACGCUUGGAGUCAAGGCCUGUGUCUGGAUGAAUGAGCAGUGCCUUCCCCAGUUCUCCUGUAAGCACUAUAAUUGGUUGCAAUAAUGUGAACACUGUGCAACGACUGCCCAUGUGACAGGUACAGAAGUUAUCCAGAUGGGCCAUAGUUACAGAUCUGAAUUGUGCAUACCUAACUUAGAUAUCACAUGCAAUAUAUUUCACCCUUGAAGAUUAGUUAGAGAUUAGGAAUAGGAAUGGUGUAAUGGUUAGUAUUACUGCCUCGCAUGGGUUCGAUUCCCACCAUGGCCAUAACUGUGUGGAGUUUGUAUAUUCUCCCCAUACUUGUGUGGGUUUCCUGCGGGUACUACGGUUUUCUCCCACAAUCCAAAAAAAUAGGUUAAUUAGCUCCCAACAAAAUUAACCCUAGCGUGAAUAUUUGUGCAUGUAAAUGUGAUAGGGAAUAUAGAUUGUAAGCUCCACUGGGGCAGGGACUGAUGCGAAUGGCCAAAUAUUCUCUCUGUAAAGCGCAGCGGAAUAUGUGUGCGCUAUAUAAAUAACUGGUAAUAAAUAGAAGUAUAACUAACAAGUACUUUUAAAAUGUAUGUGCACACAAAUGUUUAGCCAAAUGUUUCCCCUCCACUUGUGCCUUGUCUCCUUUAUCUGCUGUUGGAUGGAUCAGACUUCAGCUAAAACAGAGCUUUAAAUGGGUAGCUUUCAUCCCUAUCCCUACAAGGGCCAUUCACACAGACACUUGGGGCAAGAAAAGGUGAAUGCUUGACUCAGAUGCAGCUUGCAGUGUUUUAUUCUGUCUAUAUUUGCAUUCACCCUGUUGCCCCGAGUACCUAUAUUGCUUGUCAAAGGGAUCAAUGAUCUAUAAUCCCUUUUUACGUUCCAUAUGAGCUGUGUUCUGUUUUCAGUGGUAGAACCAGGGGCGUAUCUAGAGAGGAGGGGACCCGUGUGCA